This is a messenger RNA of Schistocerca nitens (vagrant locust), 2631 nucleotides long. RefSeq names its product golgin subfamily A member 7. The coding region runs from base 149 to 610 and encodes 153 amino acids. The transcript has 6 exons. Lineage: Eukaryota; Metazoa; Arthropoda; Insecta; Orthoptera; Acrididae. Gene Ontology annotation, biological process: peptidyl-L-cysteine S-palmitoylation; protein targeting to membrane. Gene Ontology annotation, cellular component: palmitoyltransferase complex. The record is from RefSeq and is a predicted model, not a curated record.
GUUUUCUCAAUCUUACCUUGGUACAAUCUUUGUUUCUGUCGUAGGUGUAAGCAGUAAUUUUAUAUACAAAGUGUGCGGGUUAAAGUAUUUCCGAAGGAAAAGGUAUUUUUACGGCGUCAAAAUUUGUCGAAAAAAAGGAGAGAAGGCAAUGCCUGUGAACCACACCAGUACCACUCCGUUGGAGGAUAUGUCCACGACGAGAGCUGUUAAUGCAAAUAAUCAGUGUUUGAAGGUGUUUAUACAGCGGGAUUAUAACGAAGGAACACUUGUAAAGUUCCAGACACGCUUUCCACAAGAACUUGAAGAUCGGAUUGAUCGACAGGCAUUUGAAUACACGGUUAAUCAGUUGAAUGCCAUAUAUGCUGAAGCUGAGAAAGCUGGAUGCAGUACAUAUUGUAAAGGAUGCAUGGCUUGUCUUACAGCGUACCUUAUUUACAUUUGCACAGAAACACAUUAUGAAAAGUGUCUCCGGAAAGUAGCAAAGUUUAUUGCAGAACAAAAUGAACGUGUUUAUGCUCCACGUGGGCUGCUUAUAACUGAUCCUUCUGAAAGAGGAUUGAGAGUUAUAGAGAUUUCCAUACUGAAUGAGCCAGCAGCGACCAGAACGUGACUUUCCCUUUCGGAGUCAACAGAAGAAUUUUUUAUGUGACUGUUCAUUCUCUUUAAUUGGUGCCACAAUUUUCCUGUUAAAUCAUAUGACCACAGUUUAUGUGCUGCAAAAUAUUAUAUUAUUAUGACUGAUCAUGACAAGAAUGUUGCUUAUUUAUAUAUAAUAAUUAUUUGAAGACAGCAGUAUGUUACACAGUAAAAAUAGAAUUUUAUGCUGUUAUUUUUUUUCUAUACUUAAAAACUAUAAAGGAUUUAAUGUUUCUUUAUUCACAGUUAGUAUGUCCUCAUAUUAAAUAGCCAGUUACUCAUAUAAUUUAAUGAUAGGAGAGAAAAGCCAUGAAGAAUAAAAUGUGAGUAAAUGACAGACAACUCAGUUAGUUUUGAAGGUUGAUAAUAGGAAUCAACAGGCCAGGCCAUAAACACUCUUGGUGUCACAAACUGUACCUUCAGGGAAAACUCAAAAAAAGUAGAGUGAGAUUUGUGAUGUUGAGUUAAUGAGAUGGCAAUAUUUUGCUGCUUUAUAUAGUUUGGACCUUUCUAUAGCCUUAUUCUUAAUGUAGCAGAACUAGUUACAGAUUAUUUUAAGUCAUGAAGUUCAUCUAAUAUUUCACAAUUGGACUGGCGCCUGGGAAUAAAGUUAAUAUUUGCUUCAAAGGAUAAUUAUAUGUCUUGCUGUUUAGAAGCCAUUGUAUGUUCAGUUUAUUUGUGGGAAUGAGAACAUAAUUUAUUCAUAUAUCGAGUGAGUGGGUGACCAUGUCUGAUGCAGAGAAUUAUGUGAAACGAUAUUUGGGAGGUACUGAGGGAGGAAAGCAGAUAAACCUUGGAGAUUUACUUGUUAGUGGUUGGUGUCUGAUGAAAUAAUAGUUUGAAUCAUCAUUUUUUUUUAUGUGGCUGCCAGACAAGUUGCCACAUUAUGAGAAGGUUUUACAUGGUGUUGUAUAACAUUUUGAAUAUUUGAGGCUGUCGUUUUUAUGUUUGGGUACUAGUGGUCAGUCAAGCUCCAUUCUUUAUAUGUGCGACUAAGCAAGGUGGUGUAUUAGUUAGUGCAAUUAGGAGUAGUGUGGUUCAAACUCCUAUCCUGCCAUCCUGAUUUAGGUUUUCCGUGGUUUUAUCAAAACAUUUAAGGUGGAUGCUGACAGGAGCCUUUGAAAUAGGCCAUUUACUUUCCCAAUUAGGAGUAGUGUGGUUCAAACUCCUAUCCUGCCAUCCUGAUUUAGGUUUUCCGUGGUUUUAUCAAAGCAUUUAAGGUGGAUGCUGACAGGAGCCUUUGAAAUAGGCCAUUUACUUUCCCAAUUAGGAGUAGUGUGGUUCAAACUCAUAUCCUGCCAUCCUGAUUUAGGUUUUCCGUGGUUUUAUCAAAGCAUUUAAGGUGGAUGCUGACAGGAGCCUUUGAAAUAGGCCAUUUACUUUCCGCAUCCUUGCCCUACCCUAUCAUGAGCCCUUUAUCUAAUGACUUUGUUGUUGAUUGGGGUAAGCCCUAAUUUUAUUUCCUUUUUAUUUCUGUGUAUUUAAUUAAAAUAGUUUUAUAAAAGCAUUUCUUGUAUGUCAUGGGAACUGUACUAUGACACUUUAUUCAAGAAUGAAAAUGUAGAAACUCUCAAAUUGUAAUAUUGAGCAAAAUGAAUAUGUUCUGAAAAGAAGUAGCAGUUGGUUUGCAUCUGUGAAAAGCCAAGCAUUUAUAUUUCAGGUGACAACGUUCCCAUGUGUAUUUGUGUAGGUAGUGGAUUUAGUCAAUUUCCGUGUGUACUUAAAUUUUCACAUUUUGGUUGCAUCCUUUCACGUUCUAGUGUAUUUCAUUAGUUGUGCUAAUGUGCAGAAAGAUGUGUAAAAAGUGAAAAUUAUUAUACUGCAUUUAAUGGUAAGUGUUUGAGGUACUUCAGAUGACUAAACGAGGAAAGGUGUGUAUUCAUUGAUGUCCUGGUUUGUGUCACUUGUAAGCAGAUCAUCUACUUUUCUAACUUGUCUUUGUUUAAAUAUAUGUAAAACUACUAAAAAAAUAAAGUGAAAACUACUGCUUAUAAA